Hypoxylon fragiforme is the source of this 1882-nucleotide messenger RNA. RefSeq lists its product as uncharacterized. The transcript is spliced from 5 exons. Bases 455 to 1663 code for a protein of 402 amino acids. The record is from RefSeq and is a predicted model, not a curated record. Lineage: Eukaryota; Fungi; Ascomycota; Sordariomycetes; Xylariales; Hypoxylaceae.
UAACUCUGACAUGAUUUAUGUUUAUAUUUAUUAUGUCGUGAGAUCCUGUGAUAAGCGCCUAGAUCAAGUUAUGCGAUAUAUUCGAGGUCCUAAUGUGAGGUGUUCAGUUGCGGCCACAUUAUGCAGUUGGGACUACUAGAAAUCCAGCACUGCAACGUCAUGCCACCUCUACAUUCAUGCUCAUGCCCUUCUCUGAUUUGAUCUUUGAUGCACUCCCUCUCUACCGUAUAAGCUGUAGAUCUUUCCAUGAAAUCGUAGCCAAUUGCAAUGUCUCGCCUCCUCCCGUAUGCUCAGGUAACAAACUUGAGGACUGACUAUACCUAGAGUGUUAAGUUAACCUUGGCUCACUUCGCGAUCAAAAUAUCUGGAAUCGUGGCUCGAGCCGAUAUAAUCCUAUCUUUUCCCUCUAGCCCUCAUAUUCCGCUCAACUUCCCAUACAUUCACUGAGCUGGAGAUGUCUGAGUUAGACUUUUCGAACUUAUCACCCAGCGAUCUCGAACAAGCUCUUGAUGGAUCUGCCAUUAACCCACCACCCGGUGUUGUUCCUGAUUUCGAGCACCCCCCGAAUAAGAACACUGUAGCUCUAUUUUCGCUCCUCAUCUGUCUGACUGCAUCGACAUUAUCACUUGCCAUUAGGACCUAUGUCAGGUUUAUCAAGCUCAAGCAAAGACAUAUUGGAGAUUAUUUGAUAAUCGUGGCAUACAUUCUCUAUCUGCUGGUAAUACAGGGUUCCCUACGACGUGUUAGCGACGCAGGAGGUUUAUUCGUACACGAAUGGAAUAUGCGUGGAAGAGAUAUGAGCCCAUACCUCAUAAUUAUAUUUCUGGGUAUGUGUUUCUGGGUAGGAACAAUGAUGCUCAUCAAAUCGUCCAUCCUCAUCGAAUGGAUACGAAUUUUCGCUCCAACGAACAGACAAACCUUCUUUCCUAUGAGCUGCAAGAUCUUACUCGUAUUUAAUAUCGGCUUCUACGUUUCGAUUUUCGUUGCAUUGAAUUUGACUUGCUUUCCAUAUCGAAGGAUAUGGGAUAAGACGGUUCCCGGAACCUGCAUCGACAUCAAGAUAGUCAACCUUGUGGCUAUUGUCAUCAACUUUUUACUCAAUAUUGCUAUUCUGAUAUUACCGCAAAGAAUUAUCUGGAAGCUCCACAUGUCAACCAGCAAAAAAAUCGGUAUUUCUGCCGUCUUUGCUGUAGGUAUCUUCGCCUGUGUUGCUGCGGGGGGUCUACUACAGGCCAUCUCUGGGUGGAUAUUGUCGGAAGAUAUGAGCUAUCAUUAUUCAGGAGUUGCACUCUGGGCCAUUGCUGAAUCCACUUGUGGUAUCUUGAUUUUCUGUGUCCCGGCUGCUCCCAGCGCUUUCCGUGACUGGCAAACUCCAAGGUGGUUCCUCAGACUUAAAUCAUGGGUAGAAUCAUCUAUGAAGAACAGGAGACGCUCCAUGAGGCGUGAUCAAAGGCCAUGGCCUCGUACGACCCUGGCUUCGAUGAAGCCUCACGAAUACGAAUCUAUCAACGAGGCACAUCCAAUCGUCCUCCAGGAAAUGAGUUCUAUGCGACCGACCGAUCAACAGUACGGAAUUAUCUGCACGACAGACAUUUUAAUCACGGAAAGCUACGACAGAAGAGAUCAACCUAAUAAUGGAUAUCCAUGGAAUUCCGGCAAUUGAAGGCUCCGGAGGCAACAAACGAAAAGGGCUUAUGGUGGCGCUUGUAGGAUGGGGGUAACGAGACACGAUCGGUAGGCUGAAUCUAUGUACCUAUAGCUGAGAUUUGAUGAUCUCAGCCUCGUUAUUGUAUACAUCUGUAUAUGCUUAGGUAUCCUACUAGAUAGAUAUCAAAAUAGCCUCGACUAUAUUCGUAGAAAGUGCAUCUACCUUGAAUAAUUG